AGAAGAUAGGAAAUUUAAAAGGACAGCGAACAAGAAAUAAUCAAAUUUGCAGGGAAAAGAUAUUAUUAGGAAUUUAAAAAGAAGAAGAAUUUUAUUCUUAUAAAUAAAAUAAUUGAGAAAAAGCAUAUUUGCUUUAUAGGUAGAAAGAAGAACAUAAAAUAUAUUUAGCAAAAAAGCGAAAAAAUAUUUUUUAAAUAAUAAAAUAUAUUUAGAAAGAAAACUAGGAAAGAAAAUUAGAUGGGAUUAGUUUCGAAAGCAGUUUUGUUUGGCUCGUUGCUGAGAUUCGGGUUGUUAUUUAUCGCUGAAUUUCAAGAUUAUUAUUAUAAUUUGAAAUAUACUGAUUUAGAUUAUUCUGUAUACACUGAUGCAGCAAAAUAUGUUCUUUAAGGUGGUACUCCUUAUGACCGUCACACUUAUAGAUAUACUCCAAUAUUAGCAUAUAUGAUGAUCCCAUGCGAGUGGUAUUAUAAGAAUUUUGGAAAAUGCUUGUUCAUUAUUUUUGAUAUUUUGGCUGGCUACUUAAUUGAAAAGAUAUUAAAAACAUCCACAAAUUUGAACGACGGCACAAUCAACAAGUUGACUUGUAUUUGGUUCUUUAAUCCAAUCAUUUUUAACGUCUCCACCAGAGGCAAUGCAGAUACAAUGAUUUCCUAUUUGGUUUUAGUCACUGUUUAUUUGCUUUUGAAGAAAAGAUACGUUUUAGCCGCUAUAGCUUUUGGCUUAUCAGUUCAUUUUAAGAUAUAUCCUAUUAUUUAUGCUCUUCCAAUGUAUCUUUACAUAGAUCAUGAAAAGUCAAGAGGUAUUUUUGACAUGAAGAAUUUCUUCACUAAGAAUAGAAUUGUUUUUACUUUGAUAAGUGCUUCUGUUUUCAUCCUUUCUGUUGCUUAUUUCUACUAAAAGUAUGGCUGGAUAUUCUUAUAUGAAACUUAUCUCUACCACUUUAUCCGUAAAGACAAUCGUCAUAAUUUCUCAGUUUACUUCUAUUACAUCUAUCUAAACUUUGAAGGUGUUUCUAAGAUUUAAGCUGCAUUGGCCUUUAUCCCAUAGUUCUUCUUGGUUUUCUUAGCAGGCUUUAAGUUUUACAAGGAUUUGCCAUUCUGUUUAUUCAUCCAAACUUUCAUGUUUGUUAUAUUUAAUAAAGUAUGCACUGCCUAGUACUUUAUUUGGUACAUGAGUUUAAUGCCUAUUGUCUUAGCAAACAACGACCUCUAUCUUAAGAAAAAGGGCAAAUUGCUUUUAAUCUGGGUUCUUUGGUUUAUUAGCGAACUCUUGUGGAAUUUGGGUUCUUACUUUUUGGAAUUGAAAGGAGAAAACGUGUUUUUCGAAAUUUGGUUGAGCUCCAUUCUAUUCUUCUUCAUGAAUACUGUCAUUGGUUAUUCCUUCUUAAGCAAUCACCAUCUAACUGUCUUUGAACAAAAGCCAAAGCAAAUUAAUUAGGAAUCAAAAUCAGCUAUCACUGAUAAGAAGAAAUAAAAUUGA
Molecule: messenger RNA, 1479 nt
Organism: Tetrahymena thermophila SB210
Lineage: Eukaryota; Ciliophora; Oligohymenophorea; Hymenostomatida; Tetrahymenidae
Product: mannosyltransferase PIG protein
Exons: 1
Biological process (GO): GPI anchor biosynthetic process
Cellular component (GO): membrane; glycosylphosphatidylinositol-mannosyltransferase I complex
Molecular function (GO): alpha-1,4-mannosyltransferase activity; GPI mannosyltransferase activity
Source: RefSeq, a predicted model, not a curated record